CAGCUGCCUGACAGAGAACCAGUGGCAAUUUCAAGAAACCUGUGGAGUACUCUUUACGAACUACAAGAGGAGCUUUCUUAUCCAGCUGAAUUAAAAAAAUCAAUACAGGAGUCAAAAUGAAGCUGAUCUUCCAGUCCUUCCUUUAUUGCUGUCUGAUGGUAACAGUAGGACACUGCUUGGAACUUGAAGUGAAUCCAGAGUCCAAAAAAAGACUCAGCAUAUGGCUCGGGAGCAGAUUUAGACGGGAUCUUGACAGCAUAUCAGUAGAGAAGACAGAAGAGUCUGAGCACUUUGUCAGACCAGAAGAUAUCAGGGAUACAAUGCUGCCACAUUCCAGCACUGACAUCAAUGUCCGAACCAAGAGGUCAAAAAACUCAGUCAACCAGUCCAAGAGACCAGGCUGCUCACUGGGGACUUGCGCGGUGCACGACCUGGCACACCGCUUGCAUCAGCUCAACAACAACCUGAAGAUCGAGAGCCCCCGUGACAAAAUCAGUGCGCAGGGAUACGGCCGGAGGCGUCGAUCUCUCCCCCCACACAGAGUCACACUCAGGCUGGAGCAGGGCAGGCUCAGGCCCGCUUGGACCAUAACUGCCUCACAAGUUCACAAGCUGGAGGCUCUCCUCAGACGGACAUGAGCUGGACUUUGUUUAACAGGAGUUGGGAACAAAAGCGAGGGAGUUAAUGUCCUCUCUGCACUGUUCUAAAAGAUUCUCCAAAUGCCUCAGACUCUUGCCAAGUUUUCUCCAGCAUGUCUUUUUCCAGGCAGGAGGACUGAGUCAGAGCAAGACCAGCUGCACUGAGUUUCUGUAGAGGCUGCCGCUCAGAGAUGGAGAGAAACCAGCAGCCAGCUUACAGACACUGGAUGGCACUGCUUGGAGCAAAGCGCAGGUGUUGUUCUCUGGGAGAGAAGCAGGGUGGUGAUACCCGGCCCAGUGGACACACUCUUCUGGCUUAAAGAAGGAACUGUCUUCUUACAUUCUGGGACCUAACACAUUUCUUCCUCAAGAACUUUAAAAAAGUGCUUCCUUCAAGAAUUACACUGCCAUGCUCCAAAACUGUCAGUACGUGUAUGCACUUUUCCAUGUGGACUUAAAGUUAAAUGAAACAGCAGGAAAAGAAAAUGUCAUCCAAAUGCCAACAGGAGCACGGGCUACAGAGUUUCUAUAAAGUUUUGGACACUGUAUAAGGGAAAAUGCCUUUGAUUCUGUGAGAUAUGUGCCAGUCCACAAUGGAUUGAAAUAUACUUGAAAUUGUUAUUGUUUGUACAAACACAAGUGCAAUCUAUAUUUGUUUUUAUUACAGGUAUAUGUAUAUAUGAAUUCCUUAAUUUAAAUAUUAUAUAAAAGUAACAUUAAAGUGCUUAUGCAGAUAGAACUAUUUUUGUACAGGAAGAAAUAUAUAUGGGCAUUGUAGCUAUUUGUCAUUUGUCUUUUGCAAAGUGUGGUCAUAGGAUAUCUGUUUUAUAGGUAUAUUAUAUAUUUUUUAAAUGUGCUCUAUUUUAUUUGUGUCAAAGAAAUAACAUUGUCUUCCAAUAAACAUUUUGCAUACAAAAUCAA
Messenger RNA from Labrus bergylta (ballan wrasse), 1559 nucleotides. RefSeq names its product adrenomedullin a (gene adma). Gene Ontology annotation, cellular component: extracellular region. The record is from RefSeq and is a predicted model, not a curated record. Gene Ontology annotation, biological process: adrenomedullin receptor signaling pathway; positive regulation of heart rate; adenylate cyclase-activating G protein-coupled receptor signaling pathway. NCBI's taxonomy places the organism in Eukaryota, Metazoa, Chordata, Actinopteri, Labriformes, Labridae. Gene Ontology annotation, molecular function: adrenomedullin receptor binding; hormone activity.